AUGAGGAUCGCACCUGCCCCCUCAAAGCAGCCUGGCCAAAGCGGGGCUGCGCCCGAGGCCUCCGAUGGCCCGGCACCCCCUCGACAGCACGGCAGCGGCGUUGGCCUCGCCCUCUUCGGCGUAGGGCUCGUUAAUAAAGCCUUGUUUCAAAGCCUGAUGGAGGAAAACGGCUGCUGCUUGCUUUACGUCGUGGAGGAUCAGCUGGAGGAGGUGGAGCGUGCCUUCGGCGCCGAGUUCCUGGCUGGCACCAGGGUGCUGCGGCAGCAGGACAGCGAUGUCGCACUCAGCGAUCAGCGAGUCUCUGGAGCCAUUAUUUGUUCACCGCCUGAAGAAGCCUCUGAGAUGGUGAUAGACGCUUUACGAGCAGGAAAAGGUGUAUUUUGCGAGAGGCUGCCCAGUUUUGACAGGCAGACGGCAGAAGCUUGUUUCGAUGAAGCUGACAGAUGUGGAAGACCAUUGGUGUGUGGAUUCUACAAGCGCUUUGACCCGGCGCUGCAGUUCUUGUACAAGAAAGUCCGCGACAGCCAGGCGCUGGGGAGGAUCCACCGGAUAUCGACGAUUAGCAGCACGUAUCCAGCAGCGUCUCUGAGCUUCCUAAAAACAUCAGGUGGAAUUUUUUAUAAUGCUGCCGUGCACGAUAUAGAUAUUAUCAGUUUGUUGUUGGGAGAGAGUGCACCAGAUACAAUUUUUUCACUGGGGCAUGCAUUCUGUGCAGAUAUGGCCUACUUGAAGGAUGCAGACACUGUAGCGGUCAGCAUGAAAUUUCCUAGCGGAGCAAUUGUUACUUUGGACAUCAGUCAGCACUGCACUAAAAGCUGUGAUCAGAGACUAGAGGUUCACGGUUCUCAAGGAACGUUACGGGUAGAUAAUCAGAAUCCCCUGGGCAUUACGGAGCAUGGGACCUCGGUAUCCAUAUAUUCACAGACCCAAGCCGAUCGCUACAGAGAUGCACACAGGGAGCUCUUUCGACACUUUCUGAGAACCCUGAAAGGCAAGGAAUCCCCCGUGAUAACCAAAGAGCAGUUUCUCUGGACGAUUCAGGUCACUGCAGCUGCUGAACAGUCCUGGAGAAACGGAUCCGCUGUUGACUUGCGCAACGAAGCAAUAGAUUCGUCCGUAAUCAAGACUGAGAUAAUGUGACACACGCUGCUGUUUUCUGAGGUGAAGGAUAACUGCUAAGCUGUGCUACAGUGAGGUCUUUCCACCUAGCGAUGUCUCCGCUGUAACCUUAAAACAAGACCUGCGGUUUUGAUGUUUCCGCCGGGAAAGCCUGGAAGACGGAGGCACUUUCGAACCAGAAGCGCUCGGUGCUGAGGCUGUGGAUGUUUCUUAGCGCGUCAGCCAGAGCCCUCGAGAAAUUCUGGGCAGUUUUAUCCAGGCGGCUUUUCCUCCUGGAGAGCUCUGCUGGCUGUGGAGCUCUGUUUUCCUGGGAGAAGACGGGUGCUCCUCGGGCCGUGGUAAGGUGGUGUAGACCACCACCAGCCGUGGUGGGAACGGUGCAAGUGGGCGGCUUUCCUGGCGGCUUCGCAAGCGAGGUGAUGUAAUGCUCAAAAAAAAUACGGGAGCAUCCGUCUGGUCCAUGCUCAUUUCCCUUCAGUAUAUGCAGGAAUGUGACUUCUGUGCUGAACUCGCCUCUGGGCCUCCUAUUUAUUGUUUUGUUUGUUGUUUUUACUGGGUU
Molecule: messenger RNA, 1678 nt
Organism: Pygoscelis adeliae (Adelie penguin)
Lineage: Eukaryota; Metazoa; Chordata; Aves; Sphenisciformes; Spheniscidae
Exons: 8
Coding region: 1-1140 (379 amino acids)
Biological process (GO): NADPH regeneration
Cellular component (GO): cytoplasm
Molecular function (GO): oxidoreductase activity; nucleotide binding
Source: RefSeq, a predicted model, not a curated record